AUGGAAACAUCGCCGAAUUCUGUGCAUGAACAGAAAGAAGGCGAUGAACAGGAAAGCCCGCCAUUAAAGACACCUGGCGGCUCACGUCCUCCGUCAUCGAUAUUACUGAAUAUUAGCGCCCCAGGAUCGCAGGCUUAUGAGGUUUACGGUAACAGCCAGGAAGUCUGCGAAAGCGUGAACGAUAAUGAAUCACAAGAUAUGAGAUACUGGUUGAGCGGAAAAGAAAGACAAAAGAGACGUCCGAAACGCAAUGUUACGGCUAAUUCCGUCCCAGUUCUCGAGCAAACCCAAAAUCGCAUUCUUCGCCCUUCUGGAGAUGUUGAAUUCCAAAUUGAGAACGAAAAACGCAGAGAGACUGUUUGUGAUUCGGCGAUAGGUGAAAGUAACAGGUUAUCGACAUCGAGCAAAUGCUUUCCAGACGAGGAAGCGAAGAAAACAAUGAAACGGAAAAUGGAAGGAAGCGCUAUGACUUAUAAAAAAAGAAAAAUGGAGUAUGAAAGUUCGGAUGAUGAUGCUGACCAUGUGCCCGAUUACGGAUCGAAAAAUGAAGAAGUAUCAAAUGGGGAAAAUAAAUCCGAUGGAAAAGAAAUGUAUGAUGGUAUUGAAAGUGAUGGAAGCUAUCAAUCAUAUGAAAAAAAUGGAGAUAUUAAUAAUAUGAAAGAAGCGUCUGGCGAGGAAAAUCAGUCGGAUAAAGAUGAAGAAGGUAGAGUGUCAGACAGUUAUGAGAAAUCGGGCGGUGCUGAGAGAUGGUACAGAAAAAAUGAAUGGUCAAUGGACAGUAAUGAGCAAAAUCAUGGAGAACGCACUGCCUAUUCUGUGGAAUCUAACCGGUUCAAAGAUUUGAGCGAAGAAAGAGAAUUUGCUGGCUACGCAAAUGAUUCACCGAAUACGUCUUCUGAAAAAUCUCCACAUUCGUUGGGAUCACGAACAAAUAGAAAUCCGGAACCCAAAACUCCAUUUAACGAAGACAUUCACGACAGCAUGGCAAAUGAAGACUAG
Molecule: messenger RNA, 999 nt
Organism: Caenorhabditis bovis
Lineage: Eukaryota; Metazoa; Nematoda; Chromadorea; Rhabditida; Rhabditidae
Source: the annotation of a GenBank genome assembly